CCUUUUCCUUGUCCUCCCUGAUUAUCAUUUCAAUUCGAUUAUCCCGCCGGUUUAAGACCUGCACGACCAGGGCCGCGUUUCUUUUCGUCCUCUUCACAUUCAUUUGUCAGUUUCUUCCUUUGCCCGUCGCUCUUUUUUCCUUUUUGUCUUUUUUUCCGCUCGUACUUCUUUUCUCCCCGUAUGCAUCUCCUGCCUGCAUGUUGAAACAGCACUAGGCAGGGCAGCCGACUUUGGGCGACACAUUGACUCGAUCAUACAGCCUCCCGCUGAUUGGAACCGUCGCCCCGAUACACGCACCCCCCCUUUAAUUCCCGACCGACGGUCUCUGAGGUCGCGACAGUUUUUUUUUUUUUUUUUCUUUCCCCUCACGCAUAGGUGCCUGUCCAAAGCUUUGGCCUUUGACCGCCCGUCUCCUCGAAGACUACUCCUUCUUGGUACCCCACUUGGACAUCGUCGAGCCGUCGGUUUGAUUAAAAGGACGUCAGCGUUUGAGAAUCACAGCGAGCCCGAGCUAUUCACGGGUCGAGCCACAUUCGCUACGCCUUAUCUCCGCGAAACGUGACAAGGUCCGACGUCCCAUCACAGGAGAGGUCUAACCCUUUUACCCAGAACAAUGUCUUUCUUUGCGCGAGUUUUCCGAAAGGAUGGAGGUAGCAAGAAAAAGCAGAAUGGAGCCAGCGUUGCUGGGCCGGCGAAGCCCCAAUGGACGGACGCAUGGCUUCGCACAGAAGUCAAUCCUGAGGAAGUACAGGAGCUAUUGCGAGGAUGUACACAGGAAUUGAAGGCCAGAGCUCUUGACACUCCAUUUUUACUGCUCCCAUUUCGCCCGACGUCAGAUCCUAGCGCUGCUCGUACAUUCGUCCGUAAUUAUUUUAACCCACCACCCGAAAGAGCCGCGUUAUUACGAGGUGACAAUCUCAUGCAAGAGUUACGUUUAACGGAGCCAAUGGUCCUUUGCAGUGUUAUGAAAUGGUGCUGGAGUAGACUUCCUGGAGGUAUAGUAACGUGGGAAGCUUAUGAACUCUUUAAAGUUGGUGAACAAGAUUCACAACUCGCCCGUGAUGCAUUCUCGACAUUUAUUCCGAUCAGCGUGGACUCGGACGCUAGAACUAAAAUUAUUUUCGAUUUCUUUGACCUUCUAGCCGCUAUUGCAGCUCAUGGGAAGAAGAACGGUUUAGGCGGUCGAAAACUUUCGAGAUACGCUGGCUGGUGGGCUUUCGAGCACACCGACGCAGGAAAAGGAUUUGAAGCAAGCUAUAAAACAUGGACAAAUGCUGCCGAUGCGACUAGUCACUUAUUUUUCGCCUAUCUGCGCUCUCUCUCCCCUGAUUCAAUCCGUGGCACAAAUGGCAUCGCUACUCUCCCAUUAUCCCUCCAAACGUUGGUUCAAGGGACAGAGUACCCUCCAGAAUCACCGUCCUUGCUCCAAACUCAGACGACAAAGGUUGUUAUGAUCGUCGAUACAGUUUCCCCUACUCCCUUUGCCUUACUACGGCGGGCAAAGAAUUUUGAAUACCGCGAUAGCGACACCGUCUUGAAGAGCUUUGCAGGCUUCGAAGAUCCAGCUCACGCAUUAAGCGAUGAAUGUCGCCGCGUCUUACGAUGCAUUUCAACCACAAACCAAUCGGAGGUGUCAACGACCAAAGCAUCCACAAGCUUGCGGGAUGCUUCAUGGUCGCGUUUCGAAGACAUUGGAUUUGGAGGCUCUAUCGAGGAAUCAGAAGAUGAAGAGCUCCCAUCCUUUGGAAAGCCACCGCAAGUUGGUUUAAGGUCAGCUCCGGCUUCGCGUACCGCUGACCUAGGUCGUCCAACUACGCCCUCGUGGGCUGAUUUCUUGUCAACUGGAUUUACGGACGAACAGCAAAAUAGAAGCCGCGCUCCUCUUCUCUUGCCGCCAGAUAAGGUUCUUCCACCAAUCCAAACUGUGCGUGGACAAAGUUCCCAAUCCCACAAGCGCUCAUUUGACCAGGAAUCAACACUUGACCCAGGUGAGCUGGCAAGCAUUUCUAUCCUAGAUCUUGAUGAUUCAUUCUGGUGGGUUUGGAUCAGCAGUUUGGCUGGUGAAGAGCCUGCCUCACGCAAAGCAGUCUUCGGACGUUGUGCUCUACUUGAGACCAUCAUCGCUGGUGGCAAGUGGCUUAUCUUGGAGGAACAGGUGAAAGGAGCAGCACCAGAACCUGAUGCUGGCGCCUAUAUUGUUGAGAAAAAGAGCUUUUUCGGUUUCAGGACAAGAAAAGGGCGGUUGGCUCGGCGCCGAUCUGCCGCAAAAAAGAACGCCGAGCCAUAUAAAUCUACUAACAACACCGCACCAAUGAGCAGGACAAGCAUUGGACCGGAUCAACAUGCCAGAAUCCAGGCAGCAGCUGCCGCACUUCAGAGAAAACAUAGAGAGCAAGAAGAGGAACAGGCUAGAGCCACCAAAUCAAUGCAGGCCGACUCUUACUCGGCUCGGACCAACUCUGUACUAACUCUGCAGCCGUCCAUCAUGAAUGAGGCUUCCCAUGCGAUGAAAUGGGCUAGCAACUAUGAUAAAAGUGCCGUCCGGGCAGCUUACCUUGGCAAUACUCGUGCUGGCACUGGUAUCCCUGCUGAGAAUUUGGAUAUUGGCUGGAAUGGAAAAUCUCCCACUAAUUCCACCUUUACUACGGAUCAGGAGCCAAAAGUCCCACCGAAGGACGGGACCCGUGCAGUCCCUGAGCCUGUAUCGGCUGCCCCGCCUCCUCCACCUUCUAAGGAGGUGCAACCGGAGAGGUCAAAGGCAACGCAAGUAGCUGAACCUGCCCCUCCAAAACAAGAAACUGGAACCUCAGGACUCAAGGCGCUCUUUUCGAAGAAGAAGUCGGAGACAGCCAGCAGGUCUUCCGUAGACAGCACGUCUGCAGCUGCUGCCUCUGAAGGUCGGCCUUCGCGAUCCGGAACGUUGACUCCCAAGGGGAUAGCUGCUCGUCGGCUGUCGAUGUAUGGCCAAAAGCAGUCAUCCGAGGAGCCAUCUACCCCUGUGACCCCCAAUUCGCCAACUCCCCCGAUUGUGGAUAGAAAGCCAACACCGGUUGCUCCACCAGCGCCCGUGUCAGACCCCACCCCAGAGACAUAUGAUGGUCCCUCGAAAUCCCGCCGGGAAGCUGAGUUUAACAAUCUUUCCCGCGUAAACACUGCUGAGCAGGCGGAAGCGGACCAUCACUUUUCCAAUUUUGACCACCAGAGUCCGAUAGUUGACCAGCCUGCUUUCCUGCCUGUGGAUACACCUACCGCCGAGUCUUUCUCCGAGAAGUCCCCAACUCCUCCGCAAAGUGAAAAGCCGGUUGAACCCAGCCCAGUGAAUGGACGUACAGCUCCUUCUAGCCCUGUGUCCAGCGAACAACCAAUGCCACUCCAGGAUCGCUGGGCACAAAUUCGGAAGAAUGCUGUUGAGAGAGCAGGAGUGGUUGAAGAUCCCACCCCGAAAAAGACUGCGCCGGAAAACCCUACUACCGAUGACCCAACACAGCAAUCUAUUGAAUUGCGAGCGGCACGUAUUCGUGCCCGUGUUGCUGAACUAACAAAAAAUAUGGAAGCCUCGAGAUAGUUACCUGGAUUGAUUGGAGGUCCUACCUGGCCUCGUUCUCGAUGUAUUGAUUAAUAGCCAUCUCAAUAUUCUUCCACUUUUUAUCAUUUAUUGUCUGUUCGCCUUUUAUUUUCUCUUUUUCUUUUUCUUUUAUUUCCUGUACCUGACUGAUCUCGGAUCGUUGGAUCGAUACCCAUUUUUCUGACAUACC
Molecule: messenger RNA, 3755 nt
Organism: Coccidioides immitis RS
Lineage: Eukaryota; Fungi; Ascomycota; Eurotiomycetes; Onygenales; Onygenaceae
Product: morphogenesis protein
Exons: 8
Coding region: 614-3565 (983 amino acids)
Source: RefSeq, a predicted model, not a curated record